Molecule: messenger RNA, 2507 nt
Organism: Micromonas commoda
Lineage: Eukaryota; Viridiplantae; Chlorophyta; Mamiellophyceae; Mamiellales; Mamiellaceae
Product: sac phosphatase
Exons: 1
Coding region: 291-1880 (529 amino acids)
Biological process (GO): phosphatidylinositol dephosphorylation
Cellular component (GO): endoplasmic reticulum
Molecular function (GO): phosphatidylinositol-4-phosphate phosphatase activity
Source: RefSeq, a predicted model, not a curated record
CAAAUCUUCUGGAAUCGUUCCACAAAUCGCAUCUGCAGGCAAAGGUGGAACGCCCGAGGAAAACAACUCCUGCAGGAAAAUUGGUGAACAUUGCGCUUCUCCGCGGCGAUACGCGUUACGUGAGACUCGCUCAUUGGUCGCAUGCCUUCCGGAAGAAUGCACUACUGGCGGCGCAUCUUUUAUUGUCUUGAAGGAUGGACCUGGAAUUUUUCGGGCACUGUCCAUGGAGAAGGCCAGAGGCGAGUUUUUCAUAGUAGUGUUUUGACUGAACCGCCUGCACUUAUGUACGUAUGAGUGAUUUCGCAGGCCACUUUCAGAGCAGCUUGGAGGUCAGUAGUAAAGUGGUAUUUGGUUGUGUCGGCACGAUACGUCUUCUUGCCGGCUAUUACCUGAUUGUUCUGACAUCUUACGAGGUCGUGGACGAGAUUCAAGGGUUUCGUGUCUACAGAGCGUCUGGUUUUGAUAUUGUGCGUUGUUUUGCGCCAGAGACAUAUGGUUCACUCUCUCCACGGCAGAAAAGAGAUGAAGGUCGAUACCUGCAGCUCUUGCGCGCCUCCUUACAGCGCGGAUCGCGUCUACUCUAUUUUUCAUUGGGUUAUGAUCUUACACUGAACUGCCAACGACAACAUUUAUUUACAAGAAGCUCUGCUAGCUUGCCAAAGUUUAUUGCAAAAGACAAACUGCUGGGUUCCAAGUUAACUCUUCGUGCCAUGCAUUCAAAAGAGGUCGCAAUCACUUAUAGAGGUCGAAUGGCGGUGCCUGGAGCUGUUGAAUACCCGAGAACUUGCUGGCAAACGGCGGACAAAAGUUUUUGCUGGAAUCGGCAUCCAGGUCAAACUCUCGCUACGGCAGUUGCUGCAACGGGAAGCGCUAAUGAGCACGACGUACAGUCGAUGAUUUUGCCUUUGGUGUGUGGCAGCUUUGAAUCAUUGCAAGAAUCGAUCAUGAACAUUACUGUGAAGGUUUCCCUGAUAUCACGGACCUCCAUCGGGCGGGUGGGCAUCCGAAAUCACUGCCGCGGCGUGGAUUCAGAAGGUGAGGCAGCUAACUUCAUCGAAACCGAGCAAGUGUUGGAGAUCCCAGGGCGUGAAGCUUUGUAUUCAUUCGUGAUCGUCCGCGGUUCUGUACCUGUUAAAUGGUCGCAGCCCUUGGUAGACCUUGCGUGGAAUCAGCAGAUCUUGCUGCAUGAACCAUGUGAUAUUGCCCCAGUGCGGAGGCAUUUCAGCCGUUUACUGUCACGAUAUGGGAUCGUGACAGUCGUUGAUCUACUCGGCACAAUUGGGGAUGAAGGUCGCUUGAAAGCUUGUUUUAAAAAGGCAUUAGCGUCGUUGCCCCUACCGCAAACUCAUGAGAAACUUAUACGAUAUUUCCAAUAUGAUGCGCAUGCAGAAUCUCGAAGAGGCUGUCCUGCCUCGCUUAAACGGUUGCAAAUUUGGUCUAAAUUGGAAAUAUGUCACCAAGGUUACUUUGCUAUUACACUGGACGAAGGAACCGAAAGUGUUGUGACGCGAAUGCAGGAUGGUGUCUUCAGGGUAAACUGUAAAGACUGCCUCGAUCGCACAAACAUUUUUCAGUGUCGGCUUGCUCAAAUUGCCUUGCAAGAACAACUUUGUGCAGUGCUGCCUCAAGAUGGCGACAGCAUGAUUCGAAGGUUAAGUAGGUUGCACCGUAGACUCUGGGCCAAUCAUGGUGAUCGCAUAAGCCUGCAGUAUUCCGGGACUGGUGCUUUAAAGCGAGAUGCAGUGCGGGUGGGGAGGCAAACUCUUUCAGGUUUGCUGCGAGAUGGGCGAGUCGCACUCACUAGAUAUUUUAGGGGAAAGUUUUCUGAUGGCUGGGCACAGGAUGGCCUAGAUUUAUGGACGCGGGGGCAUUAUGCAUAAAUAAAAUAGUAAAAUUAUCGUCCGAAUUGUGAGGUGAAUGCCAAGAUUUCUUUCGAAGGUCUGCUCUGCAGGAUAUGGUCUAAACCCACCUGCAGAAAGGGUUAUGCUUGAUUUGUACUUCCUUUCCCAAGCAAAGUGGAUGAAGCAAAAGUAUCAAGUAAUGAGGGAGAUGCCAAUGGCAUUGUAGAUGUCAAGGGAAGUCGACGAUCAUAUGAGUUGUUAAUGUUAAGGGAAGGCGACGAUCAUAUGAGCUCCGUGCCGCAGCAGAUGUCGCAUUUCUUAGCCUAGGGUUCGAUAGGAAAAAAACCUAAGUUCAAAGGCCCUCAAUCCAUAGGGAAACGAAGGCGGGAAAUGACGAGCUCGUUCUAAGCAUCGUGAAGUCGGGAUCAUGUUCUAAGCAUUUGGAGCAGCUUUACGAGACAUCUUGCGAAGUAGGUUGCCCAUCUCUUCUCGCUUCUUCUUGCCUCGAAGAUGAGUUCCAAGCUGCAAAGCGAAACGAACAGUUAGCGUGUAUUGGCAACGAAAUAUAUCUCUUUCGGUUUGUUAAGGAGAACUGUGCAAAACAUUUUAGAGGGCGAUAUCUAGAGGUCGCAUGACCGCCGGGAAAACGAGAAAAGCAGGCGAACA